Molecule: messenger RNA, 534 nt
Organism: Acanthosepion pharaonis
Lineage: Eukaryota; Metazoa; Mollusca; Cephalopoda; Sepiida; Sepiidae
Source: the annotation of a GenBank genome assembly
AUGUGGAAAGGUGUUUUUCUCUCUUUUACUCACUUUCCUUUCUUUUCUCUCUCAUGUUUCCUCUUUUCUUUAUUUCUUCUUCUUUACACAGUUCAGCUUCAACACGGUCCGGCUGCAACAGAGAUAUAUACUUUCUUCUUCUCUCUUGAUUUCUCUUUUCUUUCUUCAAACACAGGCUGUAUUCUCAGUGUGCGAAUUUCCUGGCGUCUUCUAUCAUUCUCACACGCCUUACAUCUCAUUUUUAUCUAUCUAUCUAUCUAUCUAUCUAUCUAUCUAUCUACUCGUUCACUAAUCUGUCUGUCAGUAUCAAUAUAUGACAAUUUCUUUCGUUUGUGUGUUUGCAUGCGCUCUAUUCCCUCUCAUGAUAUACCUAUCUAUUUGCCAUUUUCUGUUUUUUUUUUUUCACAGAUACACACAUCUGUACUAAUGAAGAUAACAGAAGCUUAUUCUUUUUUCUCUUUCUGCUUUACAUCGAAUUGUACGUAUAUAUCUAUGUUAGAAGAAAUUCUUUAUCACGCCUACCUUUCUCUUUAA